This is a messenger RNA of Brienomyrus brachyistius, 3968 nucleotides long. RefSeq names its product pyruvate dehydrogenase kinase, isozyme 4 (gene pdk4). Lineage: Eukaryota; Metazoa; Chordata; Actinopteri; Osteoglossiformes; Mormyridae. Gene Ontology annotation, molecular function: pyruvate dehydrogenase (acetyl-transferring) kinase activity. Gene Ontology annotation, cellular component: mitochondrion. The record is from RefSeq and is a predicted model, not a curated record. Gene Ontology annotation, biological process: protein phosphorylation; regulation of glucose metabolic process. Bases 233 to 1462 code for a protein of 409 amino acids. The transcript has 11 exons.
ACAUAGAUUUUGACAAUGCUGCACGUAUAGCUAGGGACGCUCCAUUCUCAUGAAGCUGAUUUAUUUCACUAUGACAAACCGUUUCAUAAUACGCUGUUCAUAACUAGCAGUCUGGAUAGCUGACUUGCUAGGUGGACGUGUUCGGCGAUUCGAACGGACGACUCGCGGAUUGCUGCGGCAGAAAAACAACAGCCUAGGCGACGUUGGGUUUUGAUCCAAGUUCAAAGUCAAGAUGAAAUUUGUACAGUUUCUGCUGAAGAACAGCGCGAUGGGCAACAUACCGAAACAAGUCGAUAGGUUUUCGAAAUUUUCUCCGUCUCCGCUGUCAAUGAAGCAGUUCAUAGAUUUCGGGUCUGCCAAUGCAUGCGAGAAGACCUCUUUCGUAUUUUUGCGCCAGGAACUCCCGGUCAGAUUGGCAAAUAUCAUGAAAGAGAUCGAUUUCCUUCCUGACAAACUGCUCGGCACACCUUCCCUUCAACUUCUGCAGAGCUGGUAUGCGCAAAGUCUAAUGGAAUUAGUGGAUUUCCUGGAGAAAGAUCCUGAAGAUAAAAAGAUCUUAUCAAAUUUCACAGAAACGCUGAUUAACAUCAGGAAUAGACACAACAAUGUGGUUCCCACUAUGGCUCAGGGCGUCAUAGAGUACAAAGAGGCCUUUGGGGUGGAUCCUGUGACCAACCAGAACGUGCAGUACUUCCUUGACCGCUUCUACAUGAGUCGGAUAUCGACGCGGAUGCUCAUGAAUCAGCACACGCUGAUCUUUGGCGGAAGCGCAAACCCUGCCCACCCAAAACACAUUGGGAGCAUCGACCCCAACUGCGACGUCGUCGAGGUGAUCAAAGACGCUUACGAGAACUCGAAGAUGCUCUGUGAUCAGUAUUACCUGACGUCCCCCGAAGUGGAAGUCAAGCAAGUGAACUCCAAAGCAGCUGGAUCUCCUCUGCACAUCGUCUACGUCCCCUCCCACCUCUAUCAUAUGCUUUUUGAACUUUUUAAGAACGCCAUGAGAGCCACUGUAGAGGCUCACGAGUCCAGCUUGACCCUCCCACCCAUCAAAGUGCUGGUUUCCCUGGGAAGUGAAGACCUCACAAUAAAGAUGGCAGACCGGGGUGGCGGCGUGCCCUUGAGGAAGAUUGAGCGCCUGUUCAGCUAUAUGUACACCACGGCUCCCAGCCCCGUCACUGGCAAUGCCCGCAACGCCCCGCUGGCUGGCUUCGGUUAUGGGCUUCCGAUUUCCCGUCUUUAUGCUAAGUAUUUCCAAGGAGACCUGCAGCUGUACUCUAUGGAAGGAUACGGAACGUCAGCAGUUAUUUAUCUUAAGGCCUUGUCCUCGGAGUCUGUGGAGAGGCUGCCAGUUUUCAACAAGUCAGCCCUCAGGCAUUACCAGACGAGCACAGAGGCCGACGACUGGUGCAUUCCCAGCAGCGAGCCUAAGAAACUGGGGAAGUUUGAGUACAGCGUGUAGGACUGUGAGGUGGUUGCAUGCGCAGCACAGAGGUACGGCGGCUACGCUAGUGAGUCGACUGCAUUAUGGGUAAGGGGGGGCGGGGGGCGCUAAUGGCGGCCGUCGGAUUGCCACGGGGUGGCUCACGCUUUCUGUGAUUAGCAGCUCGUUUGGCUGGCGCAGAAAUUUCAGAAUUUAUUUAUAAUGCCGAGUUUUGUGAAUUUCUGAGGGGGCAAUUAAUUUUACAUUUCAUUUUACAUUUCAUAGCGAUCGCUAGGCUGGAUGAAGGUGCAGUUUUGUGAUCACGGAGUAUUAAAGCCGAAGCUCGAAUUUUAUUUUGUUUCUGAGAAGGGGUGCCUUUUCAGUUUAAUGAAAUGAUGUUUUUAUUUUGGAGUAUGCCCUCCGUUCAGGUGAUGGUAUAGUAUCCGUCCUGAGCAGAGACCUUAGUGCAACCUGUAAACAUAAGGAAUGUUCCUUAGAUCUUGUUUGCCCCUCGCUGAAUAUCCCAGAGCGGCCAUUGUGAUCGGCCCCCAAAUCCUUAACCUGUUGGUCAUUUCAAACGAAACAUACUUUAUGUAUGUUACCUUGGCAGCUAGACAUUUUUUUGUGAAUCUUAAGGUUAAUAUCCAUAAAAUGAAUACAAAUCCCACAAAACCUACUAUCAGAAACAGAUGUUUGUAGAACAUUUUACCUCACCCUCCUUAGAAAUUUCAUUUCACAGCUUUGCUGUAUCCUGAAAUUGGCUUGGAGUUUUAACCCGCAAUAAGUUUUAAUAUUGAAGUUUGGGACACAAAACGAGCUGACCACUCGUUUAUAUUGACUUUGCAGCCUUGAUUUUUGCUCUAUGCAUUCUGGAUACCAGUAGUGUUUUUGAGAUGUUAUUAGGCAAGAAUGUACCAGGGAACCAUUAAAGUUCUGCUGAAAAAUUGUCCGUUUAUUUUAAAAGUGACCGAGAUGUGGACAUAAUGGAUGUGAGGUACGUUGUGUCUGUUUUUAGGUGUAAUCGAUACAAAUCCACACCAUUCUCGUCUCGCUUCAAGUGUCUAGUUUUUAAGUUUCGCAGUGAUUUUGCAGCUGGGUUGCUCAUUCACGUUCUUGUAAACACAAAGCUUUUCAUAAAGUUCUGUGUAAACGGAGUAUGAAAUAUUCAGCUCGUCAUCCUCCAACCUCUAAAAAUGAUGGUUUCGUUCUUUUGCUUUUUGAUUUAUUGCAGUUUUUUUAAAACUUCAUAUCCUGUCAUAACUUGAUAUUUUUUUUUUUAUCUUGUACUUAAUCUUCCCAGUUACUAUGUGUACAGCAUAUCCUGUACAGGCCUCCAGUAUAAAUAGUAUUAUGAAUAGUAACUAUUAGUAUUUUAUCCCACCAUAUCGGCUGCUGUAAGUCGGACAGAAUCACAACAUCACUGCUUAGGGAGAGACGUGCUACUUGACCUCUUUUUGACAGUGAAAGAAUGAGCUUGGCAGGCGUCUGUGGGGGAGGUGUGCGUACCCACAAUCCUCUGCUUUGUACCCGUGAUGGAACGCAGUUUUGCCGCCACAGGAAUAGAGUGCUUACCCACUCACCCUAACGCUACAUCAAUCUUAAAUUCCAAGAGCAGUUUAGCAGUUUUAAGAUGUGGUGUUUAACCUCAUUUGCGCAAUUUUUGUGCGCCGGAUUGAGGACUCAACGGUGGGUGUGUGCACUGCUUUUCCAUGGCUGGUCGUGCCCCCACCUCCUCAGGGUGUUGGCAACGUGGCACCUCCUCAUGAGUGCCAUGUGAGUUUGUGUAUAUCUGACCUCAGGGCCGUGCCGGUCGGAUGGACCGAAUAAACUCCCUGGUGGAUAAAUGAAGCGACGCUAAGGCUAAAUGUUUUUCGGCUGAUUUUUAUCGAACAUGCUCCAUGUUCAGCACGAUGGGACGCAAUCAUUAGCUUUCACAUGUGUUGCAUGUCACCCUGCCUUACUAACGUUGUUGUCAAACAAAUGUGCUGGUGCUUAUCUCUACUGUCGUUCCUGAUGAUUCCACAAUGCCAAUAUACAAGUGCUACCGUUACCUUGAACGACCUUUCCUGAACUUUCCGAAUGGACCCUUUGGAACGUCGGUCUGGAGUAUAGCGCUAACGUCCCUUUCAACACCCUUGGCCAGAAAUGCCCCCCAAUAAUCCUUGACCAUUCUCUUCCACACUCAAGUCAGAGGAUGACAAAUCUGUCAUGACACCGUUGUCUCACGCUUUGAUACGCUCAGCAAUAAUCGCCACGUCCAGUCAUUUCAUCGUUCCCUAACCAACUUGCAUGACUGCACAUUUCACUGAGUUUUUACCAGACGGUCGAAGCUGUGUAGAGUUCACUUGAGAGAGGCGGGGUGACGAGUGUAUUUUAUUUUUUAUUUUUUUGCGGUGAGAUGAAGAAUCGCAUUGGUGCGUUGGCCAAGUAGCCUUGUCCUUUGUUAGCCAAUGUUUUCAAAGUUCCGUCCUUGCAAACUUGUGAAGGAGUCGCCUUUGAAAAAAUCAUCAAGACUAUAUGGAAAAUAAAGCAAUUGCACAAAGAG